Messenger RNA from Stomoxys calcitrans (stable fly), 3248 nucleotides. RefSeq names its product arrestin domain-containing protein 3 (gene Leash). The record is from RefSeq and is a predicted model, not a curated record. Lineage: Eukaryota; Metazoa; Arthropoda; Insecta; Diptera; Muscidae. The transcript has 3 exons. Bases 445 to 2010 code for a protein of 521 amino acids. Gene Ontology annotation, cellular component: cytoplasm. Gene Ontology annotation, biological process: protein transport.
UACUCUUGUCAUUCGGAAAAUCGCAUAGAACAUACAAAACCAUUGACAAACUAAGUAGGAAUAUAGUAGUAGCAAAUAUUUUUGUAUAAAACCAUGAGCAAUAAAUAAAUUAAAGACCGCGAUAAUUAUUUAACGAUAAAUAAUAACGAAAUACUCGAAGAACCCCUCAAUGGAACAAGUGGAAAAGUGAACGUAUCUCCUCCUCCUACUCCUCGAAAAUCAAAAGAAUCUUUUGCACCCAAUUCGAAUAGGAGGAAGUUAUUUUUGGAAAAUUUUGUGUGAGAUUUGAGAUUAUUGAAAUUCAAAGUUUUUGUAUGAGGAAAAGUGGAAAGUGUGGUGUGUGCGAAGAGGUGAUGUCUUAGCGAAAUAUUUGUUUUAUUUCAAAACAACAACAACAAAUUAAGUGGGCAAACAAAAGCAGUGAUCAAAAAGUGAACAUAAAUUAUGGAAAACGAGCGUUUACGUAUAACUCUGGAUAAACCCGAUAAACUUUAUAUAGCUGGCCAAACAAUUAAAGGAGAAAUUUGGUUAAAUCUAACCAAACGCACUAAAAUCAGAGCUGUCAAAGUUCAAAUAACCGGCAAAGGCAAAUGCAAAUGGAUGGAAAUACUGCGUAAAAACUCCAAUUCCAAUAAUGAAAGCACACGCAGCCUAUUCUAUUCCAGCAAAGAGAUCUAUGCCCACAAUGAGAUACCACUGUCGGUAUUCGAGCCACGAGGCAUCGAACUGAGUGCCGGUGAACACACAUUUGACUUUUCAAUGCCGCUGGAAUGGAAUCUGCCAUCAAGUUUUAAAGGUAGUCAUGGUUCGAUUAAGUAUAAGCUGCGCAUACUCAUACAGAGGCCAUGGUCCUUCGAUGAACGCCACUCAAUACCCAUAACGGUAAUGAAGAAUAUGCCUUUACCUCCAAUGUAUCGCUUGAACCCCACUCCCCUAGAGAAACAAAUAACCAAAACCAUUAGCCUAUUCGGUUCGCGUCCCAUUAGUAUGUUGGCACUGCUGCCCGAAGAUUUUGCCGUCCGUGGAGAGCCAUUGAGGAUUUGUGUUACGGUCACCAAUAAUAGUGGCACGAAUGUGGAAAAACUACGUUUUUGUGUACUCCAAUAUAUCUGCUACUAUAGCCACUUGCCGCUGAGGGUACAAAAAGUGGAAAUUGUACCGUUGACAAACAAGGAAACCGGUUCGGUGCACAAAAAGAGUGAAAGGUCAUUUGCCCAUGAACUCUUGAUACCCGAUACGGCUCAACCCUCGGAUGAUGAGUUGUCGGGCGUCAUCAACAUUUCGUAUGAGUUGAGGGUGGAGGCCGUUUUGAGGGGCUUCUUUAAGAAUCUUGUCUUGAAUAUGCCUUUCAAAAUGUAUACCAAUGAGACUGAAGCAUCGGUGCGUCAACCUACACGUCCUUCCAUGCCUCCCGAUGGUGGAGAUAUGGGCGUAGGCAAUCCUUUUGAAACUUCCUCGGGGUCUGGUAUGUAUCCGCCUUUGGAAAGCUCCAUUGGUUCGCCCUCGCAUUCAUCACAAUAUAGCAGUGAGUCGAGUUCACUGCAUUCCACCACCUCUGAUUCGUCGGCAGCUACUUUGAGUCCAGCGGUGGGGGGUACCGCACUCUCCUAUACCUCCGGUUCUUCAUCACAAUUCAAUAGUCCUCUAAAUCGUGCUAGUUUACGUAGUAAUUCUAAUGUACCAUAUAUGCCUUAUUCAAGUAGUCCGCUGAUGAUAAGUUCAUAUCCACCACCAGCGGCCCAUAUGCCACCCUAUCCGCCCUUAUCGGAUUCGCCGCAGUAUUCGUUAAUGCCACAGCCACCACAAUCACAGCAGGGUACCACACCAACAGCCACCCCUCCCAGGGCACAUUUGACCUCGGCCCAAAUCAGCAGUAUCAGUGGGCAUUAUGCUUCGGUAACAUCAUCCACCUACAUGGCCAUUAGACCACCACCCGGCGCACAUGAAUUGCCUCCUUCUUAUGAAGAACUUUUUGGUAGUGCCACUGCUCCACCGGAAACUCCAAAAUGAAGCACUUAAGGCGGCUUCGACCACAGACAACCUAAAGCAUUUGAUAAAGUGACAUGACAUUUAUAGGAAUAUAUAUAACAUAUAGCAAAACCAAACAAUUUGGAAACAAGUUACUAGACCCAUCCCACCACAACCCUCUACCCCCCAUGCAGGUUGACAUAAAAAGGGAUUUAUUAUAACUAUGAUGAAAAUAGUGAUGGAAAAGUUAUUAUUGUAGCAAAUUUGAAAACAAAAAUGAAAUCCCAUACAUACACCCAUACACCAAACCUACAUAUUUAAUGUAAAAGCUUCAAAGCCAAUUAAGCUUUAAGCUUAAGCAGCAAAUUCAAUGUUCAUUAAGAAGAAGAAGAAAGGAAAACAAAAAGUUAAUUAGCUAUGCUUAAAAAAUACCCCUGGUCAAAGCCCAUUGGAAGUAUGGACACUUGAAGAAGAGAAAAGUUGGCACAACAAAGCUUUGAGGGAAAUACACAUAUGCCUAUAAGGCUUCAAUAACUCAGCAGAUGUCUAAAAACAACAUUUCUUGUUUGUCCAUGACUGAACGUACAUAGCGACCAGGUUGGUGGCAAACAUACUUUCGAUUUUCUCUAAUAAAAGCACAGUAAUGAUAAAAAUUCUCAACAGAUGGCGCUCAAAAAAUAAACUGCUUUCCACUAUGGUACAGUCCUCAUACACAAGUAUAAGCCACUUUUUGCCAAUUAAUUUCACAGUUAUUUGCCAUUUCGGAUUCUCGGUAUGUGAAAACCCCCACACGAAGUUAAUAUUGGUCUACGUUUUACUUAUGUAUCUACUAACUUAAGGAUCUAUUACACGGUAUGUAGGUGUCUUAUAAGAUGUCAAAUUUAGCUCAUGUAGAGUUGUACAUGUCGUGUGAUACAAAUGAAACAAGAAAUGCGCCAGGUUGUUCAACCUACAAUUUAUUGUGCAUCUCCAAGGAGGAGAGCCAGUCGUCAUAUCGAUGUACAGUCAUCACAAUUUACCGUGGGCGAUGUUACGAAUGUCAUCCGUGGCGCCAAAUCAUCCAAGGCAUUGGGCCCCGAAGGAAUCUCUACACUGAUGCUGAAGAAUCUGUAUUUACCUGGAGUUGAGUACCUUACCACUGUCCUCAACCUGUCUCUGAACACUCUUAUAGUUCCCGAUGUCUGGAAAAUGGUCCUCGGGUCCUACUGAUGCCUGGAGAGGACACGAGUUUGGGGGAGUCGUACAGGCCGGUCUAUCUUCCCUCACCAGUAGCCACAACG